Maylandia zebra (zebra mbuna) is the source of this 5517-nucleotide messenger RNA. Its product is annotated as metal transporter CNNM1. Gene Ontology annotation, biological process: magnesium ion homeostasis; transport. Gene Ontology annotation, cellular component: plasma membrane. The record is from RefSeq and is a predicted model, not a curated record. Gene Ontology annotation, molecular function: transmembrane transporter activity. Lineage: Eukaryota; Metazoa; Chordata; Actinopteri; Cichliformes; Cichlidae.
GCUUCUCACACCGCAUCAUGGCUGCAUCCAAUGCGGCCGCGCGAUACCGAGCCGUCUCCCUGCUCUGCUACGGGGCUCCGCUCUCCCUGAGCCGGCUGCUUCUGCUCCUCUGCGCCUGCUCGCUGCUGCCAGCCCCGGCGCUCGGGUUGCUCGGCUUUCGACCAGAGGAGACCGGGACGGAGCUGUCCGUGGAGGACGGGGUGCUGAAAGCCACCGAGGGGACUCGCUUCAUACUUCGGGUCUACUAUUCCACCUCCUCGCAGAAGCUCAAUCGUGCUCGUGCCAACAAUGCCGCGCCCUGGAUCGCCUUCAUCGAAGAGCCAACUCCCGGUAGAGAGGGGCAAGUUCACCCGAAGCGAAACAUGUGCAUGGACAAGAACGCCAGCACCUCCGACAUCGAGGUUUUGGGCUCUUUCAAGUCUGCUUCCAGUCAGAACUCGGUGCUGGUGGAGCUGCUGGCCAAAGACCUGCGGAGAGGGGAGAAGAUUAAAUAUUAUUCCAUGUGCGCCUUUGACGGAUCCAAAUGGGAACACUACCGGACUAAAGAUUUUUGGGUGGCCGUGAAGGAGCGCUCAGCAGUGCCGGAGCUCUGGCUGCAAGUGCUGGUCUCCGUCCUCCUGCUCGGGCUGUCAGCUCUGUUCAGCGGGCUGAACUUGAGCCUGCUGGCGCUCGAUCCAGUGGAGCUACAGGUCCUCCAGAACAGCGGCACCGACACCGAACAGAACUACGCGCGGAAAAUCGAGUCUGUGCGUCGGCAUGGUAACUAUGUCCUGUGCACUCUACUGCUGGGGAACGCGAUCAUCAACGCCUCGCUCGCCGUGUGGAUGUGCCAGAUCCUGGGCAUGACCUGGCUCUCCACGGUCAUUUGCGCCUUCGGGAUCUUCUUCAUCGGGGAGAUUCUUCCACACUCGGUCGCAUCGCGCCACGGCCUGGCCAUCGCAUCCAAAACCAUCUGGGUGACACGGCUGCUCAUGGUUCUCUCCUUCCCCAUCUCAUACCCCAUCAGCAAGCUGCUGGACCUCAUCUUAAACCAGGAGAUCUCCAACUUCUACACCAGAGAGAAACUCUUGGAAAUGUUGCGAGUCACCGACCCGUACCACGACUUGGUAAAAGAAGAGCUCAACAUCAUACAGGGAGCACUAGAACUGCGCACCAAAACUGUUGAGGACGUCCUGACUCCGCUGACCGACUGCUACAUGCUGGCCUCGGACGCGGUGCUGGACUUCAACACCAUGUCCGAGAUCAUGCAGAGCGGAUACACGAGGAUUCCGGUAUUUGAGAACGAGAGAUCCAAUAUCGUGGACAUUCUGUUUGUGAAGGACCUGGCGUUUGUGGACCCGGACGACUGCACCCCCCUGAAGACCAUCACCCAGUUCUACAAACACCCGUUGCACUGCGUCUUUAACGACACUAAACUGGACGCCAUGCUGGAGGAGUUCAAGAAAGGGAAGUCCCACCUCGCCAUCGUGCAGCGUGUUAACAACGAGGGUGAGGGUGACCCUUUCUACGAGGUGAUGGGCAUCGUGACCCUGGAGGAUGUCAUUGAGGAAAUCAUCAAGUCAGAGAUCUUGGAUGAGACAGAUCUCUACACUGAUAAUCGCACAAAGCGUCGUGUUUCUCAUCAUGAGCGAAAGCAGCAGGACUUCUCCAUCUUCAAACUGUCAGAAAAUGAGAUGAAAGUGAAGAUUUCCCCCCAGCUUCUCCUGGCAACACAUCGUUUCCUCUCCACAGAAGUGGAGCCCUUCAAACCAACACACAUCUCAGAGAAGAUCUUAUUGAGGCUCAUCAAACACCCCAGUGUGGUUCAAGAACUCAAGUUUGAUGAGAAGAACAAACGAGCCUCUCAGCAUUUCCUGUUCCAGCGCAACAAGCCAGUGGACUAUUUCAUCCUAGUGCUACAGGGUCGAGUUGAAGUAGAGUUUGGUAAGGAGGCACUGAAGUUCGAGAAUGGAGCGUUCUCUUAUUUCGGGGUCCCGGCCAUCAUGCCAGCAGUCCACAGAUCGCCCUCUCGUAGCAGCGGUUUGGACCGCUCUGAGUCGAUGCUCUAUGGGGGAAGUAUGAGCCAGCUGAAUGGAGGGGGGAAUGUCUACCUGCCAGACUACUCUGUAAGGCAGCUCACUCACCUUCAGCUCAUCAAGAUCACCCGGAGUCACUACCAGAAUGCAGUAACAGCUACCCGGAUGGACAGCUCCCCUCAGACCCCUGAUGCUGACACCCGUCUGACAGAAAGCAACUCCCCGACCCCCGGGCCUCCAGCACCAGAGCCCACCACCACCACACUGAUGCCCCCAGACCACACUACUGCCACCCUUAUGCCCCCACCCAGGGAGCCAAGUCGGCCCAGUUCAGCCCGAACCCGGGGACAGCAGUCCAGUGUGCCACACAGCACCUCCCUGCUGAAUGAGAAGAACCGCAUUGUCCGUAGCAAGUCUGAUGGCCAGAAGAGUCCGAGUGAUUCGGUGUUUCUGAGGAUGGAUGAGAUCCCCUACAUCAGAGAGGACAGAUGUGAGCCUGACAUGGCCUCUGUUCCCAUAGAAACGGACACAUCCCCUUUCAUCAGCAGCCUGUCGCUGAGUGGUUCAGAGGACACACUGGGCAAGAAACUGCUGCUCAAACUAAGCCACAAGAAGAGGAAAAAAUCUCGUGAAGGGGAAAAAACACCAGAGGACAUUUCAGAGCAGCCGCUGGUGAAAACCUAGCAGAGUGUGUGUGAAACAGCCCAGAAUACACUCCAUCAUGUGAUGGUUCUUUAAGCUGUUUGUAAAGACAAAUGUGGCUGCUGAAUUACAGCUCUCAGAGUUUUAUCUGAAAACACACUCCAAAAGCCCGCACUGUUGGAGACCGUAAAGUGGGCCAGUUUCCAAGAAUGCACAGAACCUGUGGGUGGAAGACACCAUCCUAACAAAAAGCGGGGGUGCAGCUUUAGCAACAUGCACCAAACCCUUCGCUCUUUGAUUCACUGUAUCAAAGAACACAAGCUUCAGCUCUAUGCCAUGGCUUCUCAUCUCCAGGUUCUUGUGUGGAUGCACAUGUGUAAAGAAAAGACUGUGAAUGUAAAAGAUUUAUAGAAAAAUAGGGGUUUUUUUUACUCACGUAAGACCACUUCUUCAAUGGAGCUAAAGACACUGAUGUUGCUCGGGAAACAGAGGGAAGACACCAAAGAUGUUGCUGUUUUGUACGUACUGCUCCAAAUGCACAAGUGAAAUUAUAGUAAAGGUUCUUUUAGAGGCAGCCUGAUUAGCACCCUUUAAAUAAUAAUUAGAGUUUCAGCCUACAGUGCAGAAAUACUAUCUAUUUGCAUUCUAUUUGUUAACACCUGCAUUUUAUAUACUGCAAAUGAAAUAUGCACGCAUUUUCCACCAGUUGCUCACAAAAUGUGGUCACACUGAGAAAUAGUGAAAUAGCAUACAGCGAUUCCUGAUGGUAUGGAGGCCUAGAAGUGCCAACAGAAAGAAAGAAAGAAAGAAAUGAAAACAUCAGUGCCCAGCAUUGCUGAUGCUUGUGUGGUGUAGGCUAUUACAGCAGUGAAUUCACAUCCAUAGGGAUGAAUGCCAUGUACGAAUAUAAUGUAAACCUUUCGAUGUGCCCACGUGUUUCUACCCAUGCGGUGAAUCGAUUCAGUAGAUGAAGACAAAUAUAUGGUUAUGAUAAUAUAUUUUUCAACUGCAUGUGGGUAUUACGAUUGGAGCUCUAAACCUCCUGUUCAUUUUAUUCAUCACUGAGUCUGAGAAUCAUUUAAGUGUCUGUAAAACGUGGGCUGGAGACAAAUCUCCUGUUGAAUGUCAAACACAAAGUCAUUCCCUGUCUUGCUGAAAGCGAUUAGCUUAGCUUGGCCUAAAUCCUGGAGUCUGGCGCAAUUUGCUUUAAGCGGCUAAAAUCAGCGUUUUGUUGUGGUAACAAUAAAACAUCCCAUGCAGAGGUGUUAGCAAAGGGCUAGUGAGCAUUUAGUUGGUAGACACUACGGCCAAAAAAUGGCCACCAUGAUGUCAUCUAUUUGUUAGAGAAGUCUCAUUGUUGGGGGUUAUGCGGGUUUCAUGGAUGCCAUGUUUUAAACUCAUGGCUCAGAACAUCAGGAAAGUGUUAUUUUGGAAAUAAUCCAGCAUUGAAAUAUUGUUCUGCUCUGAUAUUUGCUACAUGUGCUGCAGGCAGUGCUGAGUGUAUGAGAAACUGUGGCUGCUGAGCCACAGAGCCAAAGAGGAUGUAAUGAUUAUAUAACUCUCCUUAAACGUUGUUAGCGGAGGUGGUGGUGCGGUCUUUAAAAGGCUCUGUUUGUUUUUCUUUUUCCUUCAUGUAUCCACCUACAGUUCAUACGACAGCAGUGCUGAAAACUCCCAGUGCCAGUUUGUGGAUGACAUCAUCGCUUGAAAUCAUGCUCCUUCUCGGUUUUGAUUGUUGAGACAUGUCGCUUUUUUGAUCACUUUUGUGAAGUAUAAUAUCCUGCAACUCUUAUUGUGUAGGAAAAAGAUUCAGUAAUAAUGUCUGACGGCCCAAAUCAUUCAGGUUUUUGGUGAUCUGUGAAGAGCUGCCUCUGAACCUGCGCUUUCUGUUUGUCUGCAUGGUACAGCAGGGAUGGGAUGGGAGGGUGUGGCACUGUCACUGAGGUUCAGGAUCAGAUUUGUGCCACUGCAGCAUAGACCUGGAGCAGGAGGAGGAGGAGCAGAAGGAGGAGGAAGAAAUGUGAAAAGAAGGAAAAUGCACUUAAAGGCCUAAAAUUUGACUCGCCGAUACAGUUUUGUUUCCUGACUGAAGCCACUUUGCUGCAUUACUUUGUAAAAUGUUAUCGUGCUGCGUCAUCUGCACUUAAAAACUCUACUUGCAUAAUUGGUUGGAGGGGAGGAUUAAAGACCUUGAUUUGUUUAAAGUGAAUUUUGAAAGACAGUCAACAAAUUAGUGAGAAGCAUUAGCAUCAAACAGCCUCGCCCAGCAGUACAAACACAUAUUUAGGAACUAGUGGGAGGGGUGCUUUUCAACUCUGCUCAUUGGUUAAUGUAACAGGAGGCCAGGCAGAGAGAAACAUCCCUCCUGAGUACAAUACAUGAAACCUGCUGAAUCAUUUUGCUGCAUUGGGGCACCAGCCUCAGCCAAUCAGCAGCAUCCUUUGAGGUCAAAUCCAGACAAUAACAGAUUCUGCUGCAGGACGUUGUUGAUUUGUUAGGUCGGUUCAUGCUUCCUGCUGUACAUCUAUUUGAGCUUCGGAGAUCAGGAUGCGCUCAUAACAUGUCUGAGAUCAGUUCUGUAUAUUCACUAUUUCUGCUAUGAGACAAGGUAAUGUCAGCUGAUGAGUGCAAAUUUGUUUUCAGCUGUUUUCACUGUACUUUCUAACAGAAGGAGCCGAGCUGCAGACAUGUACAGACAGCAUUUCCUUGGAAAUAUGAGAGUUUAGUACUUGUAAAAUAGAAAAGCAACUAUGUGAUGUUUUUUGUAUCAGAAUAUACAAAAAUACAGAGUUCCACAAAAUACUGAAUUUUAACAGUCUGAUGUGUUUAUUUUAUAUUAAAGACAAAUCUGGUGAUGAUA